GCUCCGCUAUUUUUGGAAGAUCAAGAUCUUCAUAAAGUUCUGGAGAACAUUGGUAUGUUCCAAAGUACAUUCCGAAGGAUCUGCAAAUUUGCUCUGAUUUGGAGAACGUUCUAUCUACUUGAUCGUGAAUAGAACUGGAAUUACAAAAAAUCAGAUUUUUAUAGAUCUGUACAAUAUUUUACAAAGAAAUUCAAUGCUCGCAGUGAACAAGGAAAAACGAUGGCAGGAUGUCGAGUGUGGAGGAUAAUUUUAGUCGUUAUCAUUAUGUGGGAAACGACCACAAACGCAAACAAUGCGAACGUCGCGCAAACCACUGCAAAUAAAAAUGACAAGAAACUGUUGGAGCCGAACAAAUACAUUUAUUCGUGGACAGGGCCAAAUGCCUUGGUCAGAUCGGCUUUGAUAGAUCGACAGGAAAGAUUGCAAUACAAUUGUGAGCUCGAAAAUAGUGAAGCAGAUAUCGAGUUAAAUCCAGAAUUGUUCAGAAAUGUUCUUGUGGAUGAUUUGCAUGAAUUACUUUAUUGUUAUGUUCCAAAGGUAGCUUGCACAAAUUGGAAACGCGUAUUAAUGAUCGCGACCGGAAAAUGGCCCGGUAAUGAUCCUUUAAAAAUACCGGCCGAUCAAGCUCAUUCCUCGGGUACUUUUCAAAGAUUAAGCAACUACACCUUGCCCGAGAUAGAGAAGAAAUUGGCGACGUAUGACAAGCUGAUUGUCGUACGACAUCCUCUGGAAAGACUUUUAUCAGCUUAUCGAAAUAAAUUUGAGACUAAACACGAGAAAAGUGCAAAAUAUUUCCAGAGUCGUUUUGGCAAAAAAAUCAUCAAAAAAUACAGAUCAAAUGCCACCGAAGAUUCUCUGAAGAACGGUGAUGAUGUAACGUUUCGCGAGUUCGUCGAUUUCGUUACCGAUGAUUCCGAGAAUGGAACUCGAAAUGAACAUUGGAGAUCGAUAUACGAAUUGUGCCAACCAUGUAUAGUUAAUUAUAAUCUCAUAAGUAAAUACGAGAGUUUAGUCGAAGAUGCUACGGAAGUUCUCGAACGAAUAGGCGUCUCGUCUAUGAAUUUUCCAGCUAAGCCAUCAAGCAGUGAACCGACAUCGAGAAAACUGGAUAGAUAUUAUUCUACUUUAAGUUACAAACAACUUCGUAAAUUGGCAGAUUUGUACAAAUUAGAUUUAAGGUUGUUCGAUUACUCGUUAGAGGAUGUGCUGGGAUUUUCUCUGGCUUAAGUCGUCCGUUAAUAUUAAUAGAAACAGGUGUACAUGAUGUACAAGUUUAAUGUCAGAUCACUAAUGAUAGCCUCGUGUUUAAAAUCCAUAUAAUAUAAGCACACAAGACAGUUCCAUGCAUUAAGAUAAAU
Messenger RNA from Camponotus floridanus (Florida carpenter ant), 1358 nucleotides. RefSeq names its product carbohydrate sulfotransferase 11. The coding region runs from base 220 to 1227 and encodes 335 amino acids. Lineage: Eukaryota; Metazoa; Arthropoda; Insecta; Hymenoptera; Formicidae. Gene Ontology annotation, biological process: carbohydrate biosynthetic process. Gene Ontology annotation, cellular component: membrane. The record is from RefSeq and is a predicted model, not a curated record. Gene Ontology annotation, molecular function: sulfotransferase activity. The transcript has 5 exons.